Messenger RNA from Drosophila grimshawi, 650 nucleotides. RefSeq names its product cytochrome c oxidase subunit 5B, mitochondrial (gene COX5BL). Lineage: Eukaryota; Metazoa; Arthropoda; Insecta; Diptera; Drosophilidae. The coding region runs from base 30 to 503 and encodes 157 amino acids. The transcript is spliced from 2 exons. The record is from RefSeq and is a predicted model, not a curated record. Gene Ontology annotation, cellular component: mitochondrial envelope. Gene Ontology annotation, biological process: mitochondrial electron transport, cytochrome c to oxygen.
AAAGAGGCAAAAAAUUAAUUUACACUCAGAUGUCGUCGUUUAUAUCGCGACUGCUCAAGUCUCCCAUAGCAACCAAGCGUCUCGUCUCACAGCUGACGCAAAGCGGGGAGGGGAAAUUCAGUGAAAUGCUGCGCCAAUUUAGUCUCAAGCGCAUUUUGGGCGUCUUCGAACGCAAGGGCGGUGUCGGGGAGCGCACCAAAUCCACAACUUCAGUGAGCAGUGAAUUAACGGAUGACAUGGAGCUGGCCACGGGCAUCUUCAAGCGUGAGUUGAUGCUGCGCCAGGGCGGCUGCACGGAUCCUUGGGCCAUGAAGCGACCCUUGAAGCGGGGCGCGGGCUUAGAGAAGGAUCCGACAGUCAUUCCAUCGGCAUUUGAUGGCCGUCUGGUGGGCUGUUUGUGCCUGGGAGAUCGAGUGCCCAAGUGGAUGUGGCUGGAGAAGGGUGAACCCAAACGUUGCGAAUGCGGUCAUUACUUUGUCCUCAAGAAUGUGCCAGCGGUUUAAGAGUCGAAGCGGAGCGCUGAACUGACAAAUCUUAACACAAACAACACACAAUUUGAACUGAUCUCAACACUCCAAACAAGCUAUAAAACAUUGCAUGAUAUUAUCAAAGAAAUCGCAUUGCGUGCAUUAUAAUUUAUCGAUCAUUCA